AUGGCGUCCGCUAGUGUUAUAGCACGAGAUGGUUUGGUCCAUGGCUCUGAAGGUCUUCAUUGUAAAUUAAUAGAUUCCAGAAUAAAAGUUGUGUCUUUCAUGCAUAUCCCUGUUUAUGUUUCCGACAAGGAUAUUGAAGUCAAAUUGAAAUCUUGGGGUGUGACCUCAUGUGGUCCUAUAAUCAGAAAAACUAAGGACUUUGAUGGUAAAAAGAAGUAUGAUGGUACGAGGUUUGUAAAGGUGGAAUUCCCCCCUACCGUCUGUAGUUUACCUUAUGCAACUGUUUUCGAUGGUCAGUCGUAUUCAGUGCGUCAUAAUGACCAGGAGAAGGUGUGUUUUAUCUGUCUUGUACCUGGUCAUGUUGUUUCGAAUUGUCCCGAAUUCAAGUGCUUCAGAUGUUAUAAACAGGGCCAUGGGAAAAAGAGCUACACUUCGGUUCUUUGUCCAAGAUGCAAUUUAUAUGAUUGGAAAUGUCAAUGUUUACAACCUGAUGAUAAUGUUUUUACUGGAGCUAAAAACAACAUUACUGAUAACCUAUCAAGAUCUGUUGUUUUAACGAAUGAAGUUCAUGAACCAACAACAGCUUUACCGUUAAGUGUUGAUGUGGUGUCGGUGAGUUUAACGGAAUCUGGAAAGGUUAACUGUGAUAUUAAUGCAGGUGGUUCGUCAAACAUUUUUUCUGACAUUGAUAGUACUGACAACGUUCAGCCAAUUACUACCCUAAGUAAAAAUGUGUGCGAUGCGACUGAUCAAUAUGAUUAUGAGACGGCUACUGGUUGUGGAGAUAUGCAUGGUGUCAUUAAAGGAAGUGCUUCAUCUAUUUGGGAUGGAAAUGGUAGUCAUAAGGAGUCUGAUACAAAAAAGAGCUCUAAUAUAUUUAUUAAAAAUGAUUCUGAUAAGGUCGAUGAAAUUUCAUAUGAAUGUACUAGUUCUGUAACUGAUAGUUCUUAUUUCAGAGAUUGUAAUGAUGCGGUUGAACUUUUUAAUUUUGAUGAUGAUUCACUUCCUGCUAGCGCUCCUGUUCCCGAAAUAGUUGCUGAAGUAAAGAAGGGUAGAAAAGUUUCUGAUGUCAAAUUUGGUUGUCAAAGUGACAAUGAUAUGGAAAUUCAGCAAUUAGCUUCUGACAGCGAAACUAAAAUUUCCUUGAAGAAGUCUCAGCGUAUGUUAUAUUCUAAAUCCGGCUCUGAAAAGUCUCUUUUGAAAAAUAAGGUGAAACAAGGUGAUAUUUCAAAGAAAAGUGGAAAUGUUCUUGGUAAAACACUUGCCAAAAGUGUAAAAGAUCAAAUGCGCAAAAAUGGCAAAUAA
Molecule: messenger RNA, 1305 nt
Organism: Lottia gigantea (owl limpet)
Lineage: Eukaryota; Metazoa; Mollusca; Gastropoda; Lottiidae
Exons: 2
Coding region: 1-1305 (434 amino acids)
Molecular function (GO): nucleic acid binding; zinc ion binding
Source: RefSeq, a predicted model, not a curated record